CAAAAGGUAUCCAGUUGACGAAACAGCAUGAUGCACACAGCCCGAACUCUCCGCGGCGUUGCCCGCGGCAGCUCCCUAACUCGAUGGAUUUCAACAGCGACACCUGCUAGCCCCCUUGUAAACAUUGAACGCCGUGAAGGAUAUGCCAUCGUCCGCUUGAGCCGUCCCCCCGUGAACUCCCUCAACCUUGAGAUGUUUCAAGCACUAGACAAAGCUGUGGAAGAGCUGGAAAAGGACAAGGCGAUCAAGGGGUUAAUUCUUGCGUCCGCGAACACCAAAAUCUUUUCUGGGGGACUCGACAUCACAGAGCUGUAUCAGCCCAAGAACCAUCGGUUGCGCGAAUUCUGGGGCUCGUUCCAGCGAUUUUACCUUCGUCUGUAUACGUCUCCAUUGGCCACAGUCGCGGCUGUCGAAGGGCAUGCUCCCGCAGGUGGAUGUUUCCUCGCCAUGUGUUGCGAUGCGCGCGUGAUGGCGAUCGGUAAACCCGUCAUGGGUCUGAACGAGACGAAGCUGGGCAUUGCCGCACCAUUCUGGAUGAAAGACGUCAUGUUGAACACAAUCGGGCACCGCGAAACCGAGAAAAUGCUCGGGCUCGGCAUGCAGGUAGACGCCAUCAACGCCAAGCGCAUCGGACUCGUGGACGAAGCCGUCGAGGUGGACCAAGUGCUCCCUGUGGCCGAGUCGAUUCUGCACCAAUGGCUUGCGAUCCCAGGUCGACGUUCAUUCCACUCUCAAUCCUCAUUUUGGAAUGAUGUAGGGCAUGCCCGAAAGGCCACCAAGCACCUCAUGCGUCAUGCAACCGCCGACCGGUUGCGAAGCGAUCUGAAGGGCGACGUGGACAACUUUGUCGACUUCAUCGAGACAGACCGCGUCCAGAACGCCCUCGGUGCGUACGUGGAAGCGCUCAAGAAGCCCAAAGCACCCAAGGCGUAGAUACAUAGGACGGUCGAUAAGUACAGCAGGGUUAGCCCACACCCUUCCAGGGAAGCGACGAAUCGAACUUCGUCUGUCCAGCAUUAGCUCGUACGCCGCCAUGCACUCGAGUGAAUUGAGGAUGACUGAAAUACAUAUGUAGGGAUAGACUGUACUCGCACAUUCAUUGGUGGAUAAUAUGUAAAAUCAGCGAAUAAAAACGAUCGUUUCAAAAGCAAC
Messenger RNA from Aphanomyces astaci, 1152 nucleotides. RefSeq lists its product as hypothetical. The coding region runs from base 28 to 933 and encodes 301 amino acids. The record is from RefSeq and is a predicted model, not a curated record. The transcript is spliced from 4 exons. Lineage: Eukaryota; Oomycota; Saprolegniomycetes; Saprolegniales; Verrucalvaceae. Gene Ontology annotation, cellular component: mitochondrion. Gene Ontology annotation, molecular function: enoyl-CoA hydratase activity. Gene Ontology annotation, biological process: fatty acid beta-oxidation.